GGGCGGGAAGGUGGGCUCUGGCCGCCUGGAGCCGGAGACCGAGCCACCGCCGUCGUCCUUAGCGGGGAGCAGCCGGGAGGAGGGGGCCGCAGUCGGGGAGGGGUCCCACCAUGCCCAAAGUCUUCCUGGUGAAGAGGAGGAGCCUGGGGGUCUCGGUCCGCAGCUGGGAUGAGCUCCCGGAUGAGGAAAGGGCAGAUACCUACAUCCCAGUGGGCCUGGGCAGUCUGCUCCACGACCCCCAGGAAGACUGCCGCAGCGACGGCGGUAGCAGCAGCGGCGGCGGCAGCAGCAGCGCGGGGGAGCCUGGAGGCGCCGAGAGCAGCUUGUCCCCGCGCACCCCCGAGCACGAAACCCCCGAGCCCGGCGACGCCGACGGCCCAGGUGGACACCUGGCGGCGAAGCAGCGCCCGGUCGCCAGGGCGAAAAUCAAGGCGACAGCUUAUCGGGACGCCCAUCUGCGCUUUCCUGGUAGAAGUUCCAUGAUUGCAUGCUCAAAGUUCACCACAGGCACAUGCAGCGACUCGGUGGUUCACAGCUGUGACCUGUGCGGCAAGGGCUUCCGCCUGCAGCGCAUGCUCACCCGGCACCUCAAGUGCCACAACCAGGUGAAGAGGCACCUGUGCACCUUCUGCGGCAAGGGCUUCAACGACACCUUUGACCUCAAGAGGCACGUCCGCACGCAUACAGGCAUUCGCCCCUACAAAUGUGACGUCUGCAACAAGGCCUUCACCCAGCGCUGCUCCUUGGAGUCCCACCUGAAGAAAAUCCAUGGAGUGCAGCAGCAGUACGCCUAUAAGCAACGCCGGGACAAGCUGUACGUCUGCGAGGACUGCGGCUACACGGGCCCCACCCAGGAGGACCUGUACCUGCACGUGAACAGCGCCCACCCGGGCAGCACGUUUCUCAAAAAGACAUCCAAAAAAUUGGCAGCCCUUUUGCAAAACAAGCUAACAUCCACACUGCAGGGGAAUGCCAACCUGAGCGAGGAGGAGGAGAAGUGAGGAGGGGGCGGGGAGAGACGCCAACGUUGCCACGUUUACACGGAUUUUUGGUUUUGAGGGUCCCCCACCCCCCUGGCUCUUUCUAAUUACAAGUGUUCAGUUCGUCUCUCUGAUCUUUUGGAGCCUCAGUAGGGGAAUCUGUUCCAACGUUGUCAAUUAUAACAGUGGCGUCAGGCCCCCCCGUAGCCGUGUGCUAUUGAACACAGUCACAGGAAGGAAAGUUUGUGGAUGGCCAUGAUUACCAUGUGGGGUUUUUUUUUUUUAGGAUUUUCACACAUGGAGACAGAGGUGUUCUUAGAGAGACUAUCAUUUUAUGGUGCCUUGAAAUAAAAGUACUUCCACUUGAAACGCUA
Diceros bicornis minor is the source of this 1354-nucleotide messenger RNA. It is a transcript of the gene OVOL2, whose product is annotated as ovo like zinc finger 2. The transcript has 5 exons. Gene Ontology annotation, molecular function: DNA-binding transcription factor activity, RNA polymerase II-specific; RNA polymerase II cis-regulatory region sequence-specific DNA binding. NCBI's taxonomy places the organism in Eukaryota, Metazoa, Chordata, Mammalia, Perissodactyla, Rhinocerotidae. The record is from RefSeq and is a predicted model, not a curated record. Gene Ontology annotation, biological process: epidermal cell differentiation; regulation of transcription by RNA polymerase II. Bases 111 to 1001 code for a protein of 296 amino acids. Gene Ontology annotation, cellular component: nucleus.